This is a messenger RNA of Drosophila mojavensis, 1331 nucleotides long. It is a transcript of the gene Arr1, whose product is annotated as phosrestin-2. Gene Ontology annotation, molecular function: G protein-coupled receptor binding. NCBI's taxonomy places the organism in Eukaryota, Metazoa, Arthropoda, Insecta, Diptera, Drosophilidae. The record is from RefSeq and is a predicted model, not a curated record. Gene Ontology annotation, biological process: G protein-coupled receptor internalization; signal transduction. Gene Ontology annotation, cellular component: cytoplasm. The transcript is spliced from 4 exons. The coding region runs from base 148 to 1242 and encodes 364 amino acids.
CUAAUUGAAAACGACGCGAACAACGCAACGCGGCGUAGUUCAAAAUUUGACAAACAAUACAAAUAAACGAGGCGUGCGCGAUAGCACACAUUUUUUUUGGGGAUUGUAUAACGAAAGAAUCGAAACAAAACAAACAAUUUCAGCAAAAUGGUUGUUAACUUCAAAGUGUUUAAAAAAUGUGCGCCGAACAACAUGAUCACGCUCUAUAUGAAUAGGCGUGAGUUUGUGGAUUCGGUGACACAGGUGGAACCAAUCGAUGGCAUCAUUGUGCUGGACGAUGAGUACGUGCGACAGAAUCGCAAGAUCUUCGUGCAGCUCGUCUGCAACUUUCGGUACGGACGCGAGGAUGAUGAAAUGAUUGGAUUGCGUUUCCAGAAGGAGCUGACGCUCGUCUCGCAGCAGGUGUACCCGCAACAGAAGCAGGACAUCCAGCUGACCAAGAUGCAGGAGCGUCUGCUCAAGAAGCUCGGCUCCAAUGCCAUCCCCUUUGUCAUGCAAAUGCCCACCAGCUCACCCGCCUCGGUGGUGCUGCAGCAGAAGGCCAGCGACGAGAGCCAGCCCUGUGGUGUGCAGUACUUCGUGAAGGUCUUUACGGGCGACAACGAUUGCGAUCGCUCGCAUCGUCGCAGCACCAUCAAUCUGGGCAUACGCAAGGUGCAGUAUGCACCCACCAAGCAGGGCUUGCAGCCGUGCACAGUGGUGCGCAAGGACUUCCUGCUGUCGCCCGGAGAGCUGGAGCUGGAGGUGACCCUGGACAAGCAGCUCUACCAUCAUGGCGAGAAGAUAUCGGUGAACAUUUGCGUGCGCAAUAACUCGAACAAGGUUGUGAAGAAGAUCAAGGCCAUGGUGCAGCAGGGCGUCGAUGUGGUACUCUUCCAGAAUGGACAGUUCCGCAACACGAUUGCCUUCAUGGAGACCAGCGAGGGUUGCCCACUGAAUCCGGGCUCCAGCCUGCAGAAGGUCAUGUAUCUGGUGCCCACGCUGGUGGCCAACUGCGAUCGCGCUGGCAUUGCCGUCGAGGGCGACAUCAAACGCAAGGACACCGCACUGGCCUCCACCACACUCAUUGCCAGUCAGGAUGCUCGCGAUGCCUUCGGCAUCAUUGUUUCCUAUGCGGUCAAGGUGAAGCUCUUCCUGGGCGCUCUGGGCGGCGAGCUAUGCGCCGAGCUGCCCUUCAUACUCAUGCAUCCCAAGCCCAGCCGCAAGGCUCAGUUGGAAGCUGAAGGCUCCGUUGAGGCCUAAGCCAAAAAAAAAAUGCAGCUACCUCCACCAAAAACGAAUACAAAGUGCAUAUAUUUAUUUAGAAAGAAUAAAACUUAAUCAAACUGUUA